CGGGGAUAAUGUACCUGCACGUGCGUUCAUUCGUUAGAGACAGAACCGUUGGCCCUGAAUUCGACCCUAAAUCCCGGUCCUGACGUGCAGCGGUCCUGACCACUGUGCUCCGGUUAGAGUCCCCGGUUACAGGAGACAACCCCCGGCUGUAGCGCGGAUUGAAGCAGGUUGGAGAUUUGCUUUAAAGUUUAAACCAAGAGCUAAAACUAGCUAACGUCGUUAGCAUGACAGAAGGAAUGGACCAUACCAAGCGUCUAAGUUACUACAAUGAGCAGCUUGACGACCGAGCUGAACGCUACACGAAGCAGACCCAUCUCCCCUGAGUCUGAGAAGCCCCCACCAAACUGCUGUCAUGAUGUCCCUGAAUGCCACAUGGAGGUUUCUGUUCAGACGGCGCCCUACACUGACUUCACUGUACUCAGCAUCAGCAAUCCUCCCCAUCAGGACAUGAGCUCAGCUGCAGCGUUGGAUCCUUUCAACCACAGCAGGACCCAUGCCCCAUGUCAGCCUCCCCUCAGUCAGCUGACCGCGGCAGAGUGUCCGACGCCCCAGCUGGACCAGUAUGACCCGCUCACAGGCCCUGCUCCUGGUCCAUCAGACGGUAGCUCAGCUGCAGCCAUGUGGAUUUCUGAAGGAACCUUUCUGUCCGGCGGCAUGGUCAGAUCAAACGCUCAGAACCUUGAUGGAUGGACUGGCGCUCGGUUCAUGUGUUCCCAGGUUGACUCCCACCAGCUUGUAACUGUGGAUGUGGAUAGCCAGUGGUUUGGGGAGGGUCUGUUUGAAGCCUCCUCUCACAUCACACAUCAGGUGCUGUGUGGUGAUGGAGGAGGGCCUCCGCUACCUCCCUCUCAGCCGGGGUUUUGGACUCUGUUGCCAAAUGAUUGUGCCUCUGCAGGGAAAGGAGAUGACAACAUAUCUGAAACUCCUCCCCAGCUUCAGCCGGCACACUCUCGGGGUGACGGCGGCAUUCAAACCGCUGACGGACGAUCUACUGCCUCAGCACAGAGAACCCUCAGACUCGAGUGUGAAUCCAGACCCAGAAAAACCUGCCACUGCACCAAGUCCCGCUGCCUCAAACUGUACUGCGACUGUUUCUCCAGCGGAAUGAUGUGCAGCAGCUGCAACUGCAUUAACUGCCACAACAACGCGGAGAAUGAAAGCCAGCGGCAUGAGGCAAUCAAGCUGUGUUUAGGUCGGAACCCUGGAGCCUUCAGGUCCAAAGGUUCUGCUGGGGCGUUUGCUGAAUCCAGAGGUUGGCCUGGCAGAGGCUGCAGCUGCAGACACUCUGGGUGUCUGAAGAAGUACUGCGACUGUUACGAGGCCAAUGUCAAGUGCACAUCCAGCUGUAGGUGUGUUGGCUGCUGUAACUAUGACAACCGUGGCGGUGCAGCAGAACUGGUCUCUGCUGUCGGGGUGGAGACUGUGUGCCAGUCUCUGAUGGGUCAGGCUCUUCACGCUGAACAGAGAUCCCUGAGCGCAGCUGCAGCCGAGCGCCUCCUCUUAGAGCAGUUUGGACGUCACUUGGCUCAGAUGGUCAAGAAACUCUAAAACCGCCUGGAGUGACAUUGAAUUGCACCUGUCCUGUCAGGUGAAGCCCCUUUACUGCAUGAGUGCUCUGCUGAAACUCUGUUCCUUAGGUUUGUAGUAAAAGGAGCUGAUCUUCAAGGCUUUUCUUAUUUAUUAUCCAAUCCACAGAGCAAAAGUUAUGCUUUAAAACUGCUGAGCAGUAAGUAUUGACAUGAGAAAUACUUUAUCAUUGUAUUUAUUUUCAUUGUAUUUAUUGUACUGCAGCCUUGUAACAUUGCUGAUUUAACUGUCUUUAAUAAUAGUAUGUUUAUGUUUUGCAUAUUUAUUCAUGUGCGGUUUCACUCCUGUUCUGAGUGAGAUGCUGCACGGAAAACAGACCCACUCCAAUGAAAAGGGUGUUUUUGUUUGCUUUUAACAUGUUCUUGUAAUAUUUUUCUGGAGGACAUAUG
Messenger RNA from Oryzias latipes (Japanese medaka), 1976 nucleotides. It is a transcript of the gene tesmin, whose product is annotated as testis expressed metallothionein like protein. Lineage: Eukaryota; Metazoa; Chordata; Actinopteri; Beloniformes; Adrianichthyidae. The record is from RefSeq and is a predicted model, not a curated record. Gene Ontology annotation, biological process: regulation of DNA-templated transcription. Gene Ontology annotation, cellular component: nucleus.